Molecule: messenger RNA, 20188 nt
Organism: Pelobates cultripes (western spadefoot toad)
Lineage: Eukaryota; Metazoa; Chordata; Amphibia; Anura; Pelobatidae
Source: the annotation of a GenBank genome assembly
CCCGGAUCCCAGCCACCAGCAGUUUGCCAGAGGCAGCCGCCAUUUUGACCUGAGAUCUCGCGGGGGGUUUCCGGUGUGGCCGGGUAGUCUCGCGAGAUCCUUGAAGGUUUGGAGCCACGCCCACCCCCGUUUGCAGGUCGUUGUCCCUGGAGGGGGCGGGGCCUCCGCUGACAACAUGGCGGAGAGUGACGGGGAGACCCUGGAGUCCUGGCUGAGUGAGUCACCAGGUGUCAUUCAAUGGGGAGGGGGGGGAUGGGGGUGUCAGAUUCCAGGCCAGAGUAGCCGAGCUCAGAGUAGAGAUCACUCAGAGCAUUGCUUGUACACCUCCACUGCCUGUCCCUUAAACUGGAAAUUCACUCUGAAUUCCCAACCUAGCCCAGGGAGGAUGGAUCAUUCUGGACUACAUCUCCCAGAAUGCUCUGACACCCACAAUGCUGGCAAAGCAUCAUGGGAGGCGUAGUCCGAAAACACCCGGAGUGCCAAAGGUUUCCUACGCCUGCGUCUAGUGAAUAGCACCGACAGGGAAUUCUAAUACGAACGGCAGAAUUCAGCCCGAAGUAGCCGAGCGCGGACUGUGUUAGAGGCGAAUUAGACCAGGUUUAUACAAUAUAUAUAUAUAUAUAUUUUUGUAAGCGUUAUGUCGUCAUGCAGGUUCCGUUUCACUACAUUUCAGAGUUUAGUGAAUAAGUCCCACAGACGCGGUUAUUCGGUAACGUGUAAAUAGUCACGGGUUCGCUGGAGCACCCGGGGGUGUGUGUGUUUAACGGAUCACCUGGCACCCCGACUGGGUACGUCCGUUGAAGGAUGCGCCUAGCGCUUCCUGAAGGCUCCAAGCACUGCAGCAGACACCAUAACCACCAUAGACUCCGAGAGCAAGACAGGAACAAGCUCUUACAAGAGCUUAGUAGUGAUAUAGCAAGAGAGUAUGACAAGCAUAGCAAUUCCUUGUAGCAGAUUCCCCCAAUAAGAGACAGCACUCCAAAUUGAAGGUGAAGUAGAACUGAUUUACUGGGGCUACCUGCCCGACUUUUAUGCAGGUCUUCCACCUGGUGGACACUCCCCUAGGGGACCAGAUGGAAGACUGGGAAACAUAUUGGACAUUGACCAAUCACAAUCUUACAAUCCCACAAUGCAUCACAAUCCCUCCUCUCUUACCUGGAGAUAAUUGGGAAGUAAUCCAAUUAUCUCCAAGGACAGAGGCAAAACUCCAUUAACCACAUGGCAGACAAAGGACAAUAAAAGACAUAAAAUUACAUACUGUUACAUUUAUCACAUAGAACAUACACAUUCUACCUAUCCCCAGAUAGCUUAGAUCUGAGCGCUCAUUACUACCGGAUGGCGCUCAGAUCACAUACAUACAGUUCAAUCGCCAUGGAGUCAAAGUCUUUCAUACAGUCUUUCAGUAUACGGCUGGGCUCCAUGGUAUAGCUAUCUGGGGUAGCAUGGCUUUAACAGUCCGCAGAAAGGCACAAACCAGCCUUUCUGCAGGGAAAAAGAACAGUGUUAAACAUGGGGCCAUAGUCCAGUGGCAGGAGGCGGGCGACCAGGCUCCGCCAGUGGCGAGGUUGGUUCCGCCACAGUAUGUGUCAAUAUAUACUAACAGUUUCCAGUUUACUCGUACGAAAGUCAAAUUGAGUUUCGUUCUAUGCGAAAACAGCCAACAUGAAAACCUAGCUGACUUGAAUAAUUUUAUUUUAUUUCCCAACCAUUUACACUUUGACGAAUAACCCACUUAGGCUUUCCUUCAUCCUGCAAUAAGAGGGAGUGACAUCAUCGUACCUGUUAAUGACUGUCAGAUAUAAAUAUAUAUAUAUAUAUAUAUAUAUAUACCAACUCUAACUGGCACAUCUACUUUAACCACCCUAUUAAAUGAUGUUCUCUAGAGAAGUAACAUGUAGACGGAGCUUCCCUUUAAUACGUUUUUCUUAGAAGCCAGUUAUGACUUUUGGCACACCGGACAUUGGGGUUUGUUGAUUAAAUUGGAAAUUGUGGAGAAUUAAGAAGAAAGGUGUCAGAUUUUGCGCCCAUGUUGCAGAAUUGUAAACAUUCUGUAGUGAAACUUCCUUUACCGUUUGGCGUUUGUGGCUUGAAAUAACCAAUAUUGACAAUUUAGGAAUUGUUACUCACAUGUGGCGGAAGAAAUGUGUGUUGUGUGAUACGUGUUGCUCAAUGUGUUUUGUUAGUUUAUUGUUAUAAAUAACCAGUUUGUAUUGCUGGCAUGCCCACAAACAUAGCAAUACAAAUUACAGAAGGGACACUCCAGUCCCCAGCUUGCUAAAGUGCUUUAGGGGUUAACAGAAGGUCUUCCAUUUUUCAUUCCUAAAAAUGUUGAUUUCAAGACAAAUCUGCAAUUUUAUAAAUUAAAUUGGAACAAUUUGGAAACAACCCUCUCACAGUUAGGUGGGCCUUCUGGCUCACACAGUUUGAACGUUCAUUCAAGUGGAAGUGAACAAACUUCUGCUUGAACAAUCAUUAGUCAAUAUUUCCUUUCGAGAAGCAUUCUAUUGGGCAAUUGCCGCAUCUAACCUGCAUAUUUGCGGCAAUUUCCGUUAAUGUUGCAAUUUUGUCUGAGGAGCCAGGGUAGACUGUGCGAUGUAGAUCAGUGGCAAGAAAGGACUUACCGAUGGAUAAAAAGGUGUGUGUUUUCGUGUGUGGGGGUUGCCUGGCAUUUAUUGUAGUAAAGAAACACUCCAAAUACCAAAACGGUUUUAGCAUUUAUUUUUUUGUAACACUGGAGUCUUCUUUUAGAACCUUUAGCAAACACACAUUGCCAUUAUUAAUACUAUCUAUUGCUAGCACAGUGCAAUGUUAGCAUAUCUCUGAUUUCCAUCAUGUGAAAAUAUCAGUUGUUGUCUUUCGCAGAUAACCCAGUUGGCCUCCCCUGUUAUUAGAUCCACACAAAUCAAUUUAGUGUUUUUGUCUUACUAUGCAUUCCAUUCCAUUUCCAAACAGUUGGACAACUUACCUUGUCUCCUCAAUUAAGAACCAGAAGCUCUCCAGUCUAAACUAGCCAAGCAAGGACCCCCCAGCGAUGACUGCACAGCUCUCAGUAGAUGAGGUGAUCAGUGCACGCCAGGUUAGUUGUCAAACCGUUAGCAAAUGGUUUGACAUUACUCACCUUAUGAUGGUGCCACGACACUCCUGGCACCAUAACCACUACAGAGAGCUGUAGACAAUUAUGGUGCUAAGAAUGUACCUUUAAAUGAUUGACGAUUACAAAGAGACUGAGAAGUUACAUUAUAGACUACCACUUAGGAAUUAUCAACUGCUGUAAACUGGCAUUGCAGUGAAUGGGUCUAGAUCUGUCAGGGAUCCGCGGGCGGCUAGGAGGGGAGGCUGCACGCCACUUGCAGCACUCACCCUCAGUCCAUCGCCGCCCGCGGUCUCCACUCUGUUUACCUGUCGGCGAGCGGCGUCUCCUCUGUGCCGCUCGCCGCCAGCGUCCUCCACGCCCCCCAGCGGCAGCAUGUAUAACGCUGCACGCUGGGAGGUCAAUGAAUUAAGUAAACGCCAGGGUCACGUGAGUGACCCGGCGUUAAAGAAACAGUACCACAAUCACAGUGGGGGGUAUAGAUAUCCCCCACGUGUGAUUGUUAAUUCUGAUUGGAAGUUAUCCAAUCAGAAUUAAACCAAGGGUAUUUAUACUCACCUUUCCUGUCUCUCAGUGCCCUGUUGUGGUCUUGUGAUACCUGUAGCGUAGUGUUCUCGUCUUGCUCUCUGGUUACUGAUUAUUUGGCUCGUUAUUCCGAUUAUCCUGUCUUCUCCACUCCUUUGACCUCGGCUUGUUUCUCGUUCUCCCGUUUUCUGGCUCCCUUUACUUGGCUUGUCUCCUGACUAUUCUUAGCGUGCUUAGCCCGGCCACUCUAAGGUCCGGUACGGCACAUUUUCUGUGUGUGUGUGCCAGCGUGUUGGGUUCCCCGAAUCGUGACAAGAUCGAUCAGGCUUCCUCAAAUUCCGGCCCUCCAGUUGUUGCUGAAUUACAACUCCCAUGAUUCUCAGCCUAUUUCAUUCAUAGAAUCAUGGGAGUUGUAGUUCAGCAACAUCUGGAGGGCCGGAGUUUGGGGAAGCCUGGUCUAAAUGCAAGCUGUCUAGGUAUUCAUGAUCAGUUUGUCAUUGUGAACUAACACUGGGCUGUAAUGUAAGUAGAUGCGAGUAGUCAUUAUUAUUCAUUGACACUAUUGGUGUUUUUGCCAUAAUUUCUCUCAACCAAAUAUUGGUAUUUGGAAAUGGUAGAAUUUGGAUGACGUGAGGUCAAAAUGUAUCUGUUUAUAUAACCAAUUCCAUUACAGACAUCACACUACAUCAUUUCAACCGAAAGUGUGUUAUUUGUGGUACACAUUUACCUAUACACAAGCAUAUUAAUUUGGAAGACUAAGUGCCAUGUUUUUUCCCAGCUACUCACAGGAACAUUUCAGUUUUUAUGCAUUUAUUGUGUAAUCGGUCUAUGUUAUCUUCUGAGAUCUGUUUCUUAUGCCUUCAGAUAAAGCCACAAACCCUUGCAACCGUCAGGAAGACUGGGAGUACAUCAUCAGCUUCUGUGACCAAGUUAAUAAAGAAUUGGAGGGGUAUGUAUGUUGGGAUGGGAGGGGGGAUAAGGGGCAAGAUUUAUGUAUGGGAGUGUUUGACAGUCUAGAAGGCAGAAUACCGUUAGUUACAAGCUAACUGAAAUCUAAGCACGUUGCAAGAUGUUUGGUAAGUUAAGAAUUUACUUAUAGACCAAAUCGGUGGAAAAAAGAAAAACAAGUCAAGCAGUUUUGGAAAAGCUAUUCAUAAACAUGUGCAUCUACUUCCCCCUGAGUUUGCAUAAUCUAUAUCGGGCAUUUUGAGUUUAAUCUAGUUGGUCAGUUCAGAGGCAGUUUCCAAGUUUUCAUUUCAGCAGUGAAUGAGUUAUCAAAUUGGCAUUCCAAAAAAUUACAACCAUUUUCAAAAUAUGACCAGGAACUAGGAACCUGUAAUAACCAGCAGGAAUAAGGGACCAGCUCCAUUCAUUUCUAACACUGUAUGUACUGGGAUUAAAGACUUAAAUGAAUAUUGUAAGGUCAGGAACACAAACAUGUAUUCCUGUGCAGCGCUGCCCCAAGAAGCACCUCUGGUCACCAUCUGAGGAGUGGCCAGUAAAGUUAUCACUAGGCUGUAAUGUAAACACUGCAUUUUCUCUGAAAAGACAGUGUUUACAGUUAAAAACCUGAAGGGAAUGAUUCUACUCACCAGAACAAAUUCAAUAAACUGUAGCUGUUCUGGUGACUAUAGUGUCCCUUUAAAACGAGGGUGGGUCUCAGGGACAUUCACUGCAUAGAAAGAUGAUUGUGACACUUGCACAUACCCAAUGUACAGCAAAUAGACGAGGGGGCAAAUAUAUAUUUAGAACAUCAAGUUUACCUAAAAACCCUCAAAUCUUGGGUUUUGGUAUGAUAAUACUAGGGACGUGGUACAUGUCAAAGUAACAUCCACAAUGCCAGGACCCAAGGUUUCCCAGCAGAACAUUACCGUGAGCAUUACACUGCAUCUGUUGGCCUGCUUUCCUCCCAUAGUGCGUCCUGCUGCCAUCUCUUUCCCAGGUAAACCACACACACGCACCCGGCCAUCCACCUCAUCUAAAAGAAAACCUGAUUCAUCAGACCAGGCAACCUUCUUCUAUUGUUCCAUAGUCCAGUUCUGACACUCUCACAUUCCCGUUGAAGGCGGUUUCAGCGGUGGACAGUGAUUAUCAUGGACACUCUGACCAAUCUGCGGCUACACUGCAAACUGUGAUGCGCUGUGUGUUCUGACACCUUUCUAUCAUGGCUAACAUUAGGUUUCUCAGCAAUUUGAGCUACAGUAGCUCUUUUGUGUUUUUCGGACCAGACGAUCUAGUCAUCGCUCCCCAUGUCGGUUCACCGCUUGUACUUCCUUGCACAACUUUUAAUAGGUAAUACGCACUGCAUACCGGGAACAGGUCUAGCCAUCCCUAUUUGGUUCUUGUCAAAGUCACAGAUCUUUUCGCUUGCCCAUUUUUCCUUCUUCCAACACAUGAAAUUCAAGAACUCACUGUUCACUUGCUAAAUAAUAAAUCCCAUCUCUUGACAGGUGCCAUUAUAAUGAUAUAAUCAAUGUUAUUAAAGCGAGAUUGUAGGCACCCAGACCACUUCAGCUAAUUAAAGUUGUCUGGGUGCUGUGUCCCUAUUGCACUUAGUGCUGCAAUAUAAAACAUCCUUGCUCAUACUUGGUUAUUAACCCCUUAAGGACACAUGACAUGUGUGACAUGUCAUGAUUCCCUUUUAUUCCAGAAGUUUGGUCCUUAAGGGGUUAAAGAGUCAUAAAGACCACUCCUAUGGAUUUUUAAUAUUCAUUAUUUUUGCUGUGCCCAAGGUUUACAGAGCCAGCUGACCUGUUCAGGGAUAGCUUGGGUACUGGUUCGUGUGCUCAUCGGGUCGGUUUGUUUUGGUUAAAAUACAGUUUCACUGUUUCUCUUGAAAGGAGUUAAUGAAUCUGAAUUACUGUGGCAGCACUUUUCAAAUAACCCCCUGAAUUAAAUAAAAACAUUGGACUUGAUGGAACCAAACAUAUGACCAGUGAUCUGGUAUUGCUGACUGUUUUAAUGCAUUAGAAUAUUUUGUAUACUUGCAAUUUGUGUUGUUUUUUUGUUCUGGUGCAUGUAAGCUGAUUUUGUUCUUGUUAGUCCUCAGAUUGCCGUCAGACUUUUGGCUCACAAAAUCCAAUCCCCCCAGGAAUGGGAAGCUCUGCAAGCACUUACUGUGAGUAGUUUCCUUCAUAUAUUCUAUAUUCAUUGCCAUACAACGUCGACACUAAUUUUACUUCACAUGUUUCAGAUUUCAAUAUCAUGUAGUAUAGUAGGUUAGAGUAGAAUGCUAAUUGUUCUGUCUUUGUUUCCUGUGGCCUCGGUUAGAACAUAGUGCUAAUUAAGAGAAGAAUUUGUGACAACGUUGCCAUGAUUGAAGACCCAGAAAAAAUAUUUCAAUCAGAGAAAAUCAGUAGAAAAGCUAGAUUAUGGAAUGAGACUAUUUAUAAAGGGAGAAGCUAGUGAAAUGGGUAACGUGAGAGGUGGUAAGUUGGACAGGCAGUAGAAGAACCUGGGAAUUGUUCGAGUCCAAAUUAAAGGGUAGCCUUGAAAAUGUGAUGCCAUAUAUCAGCGAAAUACAAUAUGGAAUGGCUGGAUUCACAAUGGUUGGAUCUUCAGCUCCUCCGUUAUCCUCCGGUAUUUGUCUAAAUGGUAAACAUGAGGGACAAGUGUGUUCAAUCAAGAUUGCACCCUUUACCACCUUGUAGACGCGUGUGUGUGUGUGUGUGUGUGUGUGUUUUUCAGCAACCAGUUGCCAUUCUGUGCUUUAAACAUUCAACUGUACAUUUAUUGUGCACCAUUUCACAUUUGGUUUAGAAAAAACAUGAAGACCUAACUUUGAGUCCCAACCCAGGGCUGAUAAAAAUCUGUGAUCAUAUUCACUGUAGGUUCUAGAAGCCUGUAUGAAGAACUGCGGGAGGAGGUUCCACAAUGAGGUUGGCAAGUUCCGCUUCCUCAAUGAGCUGAUUAAAGUUGUAUCCCCAAAGGUCAGUGACUGUAAACAUCACUCCUGCAAUUCACAAGCAUUGAACGCAUGUUUAGGAGAAAGCAUAGAAGGGCAUUUGAGAGGUGUUGCCGUUAUUUUUUGUUUUAUUUAAACCAAUAUUUGUUGAACUUGGAUUUGUUAUAUAUUUCAGUAGUUAUUUACUUACCUGGCUUAAAGGGAUUCUCUAGUGCCAGGAAAACAAACCCAUUUUCCUGGCACUGUAGAAUCCUGGAGUGCCCCCCUCCCUCCCGCCCCCAUCACUGCAAUAAUUACACUUGCAGGGUUAAGGAUGAUGGGAGUUGGCACCCAGACCACUUUAAUGGGCUGAAGUGGUCUGGGUGCCUACAGUGUCCCUUUAAGCGAGAUUAAGAAAAAAUUAAAAGCUAAAUUUUAUAAGAUUUCCCAAAUGUAUUUUUAUCAGUAGUUACAUACUUCUUAAAAAAUUAAAUUAAAUUUGUCUAAAAACAGGUUUCUACUAAAUAUUGAAAUAUAUAAUGAAUCUACACUCACCAGUGGUUUAAGUUGUGUAUAGAACUCUCCGAGUUACUUUGUCUACAUCCCAAUCAGUAAUUAUGGGGAUUGCAAAUAGGGGUUUGUGAGCUCCUAUGAUUUUGGCACUAUUUGCCUUGUCCAGUUUAACCAGAGCAUUGUUCUUAUAUAUAUAUACUGGAGGGGGUGGGAGGAGUCAGAACUGGGAAAAAAAUGUUGCGCUGCAACGUAAAGUUUGGGUUAGCAAUGUAUCAUCACGGUGACUGUCCAACUUGAUAAAUAUUAAAACAUAUUAGGACAAGUAUUGUUCUCCACUAACCUUAUCACUGUGUUUGUGUGUUUUUUUUUCUUUUUUCAUUCAAACAGUAUCUAGGGGACAGAGUGUCAGAGAAAGUGAAAAGUAAAGUUGUUGGCCUGCUAUAUAGCUGGACAGUUGCCCUACCCGAGGAGAUCAAGAUAAAAGAUGCUUACCAUAUGCUAAAGAGACAAGGUACAGCUUAAAAGAUGCAUUCUACUGUUUGUACCUCAUUACCUUCAGCUACAAAUGGACUAGCUAAAGAAGUCAAGGAGUUCUUCUUCCUAAUCGAUUUUAAUUUGUUUAAACCUGGCUUCGAUUUUUUUUAACAUACAUGUGGCCAGUCCAGCCUUUAAAAACAUACUACUUCAUUCUCUCUGCCGGUUUCUUACCAUCUUGAUUUGUAUCUAACCCAUCUUUAUUGACAAUUAAUACUGUUUCUCUGUUAGGCAUUGUCAUCUCAGAUCCUCUAAUACCAGUAGAUCACACUCUAAUACCCUCUCCACCCGCUCGUCCGAAGAAUCCCAUCUUUGAAGAUGAGGAGAGAUCCAAGGUGAGGUGGGAUUUCUGCAAUACAUACAUAAUAUUUUUCACAUUUGCAGAAUAACUUUUUACUUGCCCCAGGUAGUUGUUGUGUAUUUUGAAGUGAUACGCGAUCAGAUUCUGCAGCACUGUACGAAGAAUGUCGUUACCAAGAAAGUGUCACACUGCUAGCAUUUCAUCAACUUGUAGUGUAUAUGUAGACUGGUACAAAAGGGAUUGAAGGUUCUUCUGUGAGAUUACAGUGCUAUCGUAAGGUGUGCCUGCACAGCAAACAUGGGAGAUAGAUGAAAUGACUUUAAAAGAGAGAUCCCAUUAUAAAUGAAGAUUUUUUUUGAGAAAUUGGAUGGUUAAUGCGGGUGGUAGGUUAAAGAGUAGGUAGUCAUAUUAAGGUGUUUGUAUGGGGAAUUAUUAGGGGAGUAAGUGCUUUUCUAAAUAGAUGUGGGAUAAAGUGAAGAGAGAAGGUCAAGGCAGAAAAACUAGAGAGGUCUGAGAUUAUUUAAACAAAAGAACAUAGCUGUCUGCCAUCUUCUACUUUAGUGUUGGCAUUAUGACCCCCUUUUUAGUUUAUUUUUAACUAGUGGGUGUAGUAUUAGCAAGGACUUUGUAAGCACCGGUGAAUUCAUGCCAGUGAGAAGUCACCAGCCUGUGGCUUACCAUUUUGUUGUGCCUGGUAUUCAGACUUUGUGUACUAGAACAGCUGUUUUGUCUCUUGAUGUUUCACCUUUCCCAAUAGUCUAUGUUUAUUUUUGUUUAUAGCUUUUGGCAAAAUUGUUAAAAAGUAAGAAUCCAGAUGACCUCCAGGAAGCAAACAAGCUGAUUAAAUCAAUGGUUAAGGAGGUAUGUGUGAAACAAAAACAGGUGAGCUCACAAGGCUUUUUUUUUAACCUAAUUUCAAAAAAAAUAUUUUCCCUCUAAUUGACACUCCCCCCCCCAUUGAAGAUAAUCAAACCAAACCUGAGAUGGAACAGCUGAUAUUUUCAGCCAGUAAGCUAUCUUUGCAGAGCUUAGCUCAGUCAUGAUACCUAGAUCUCCUGCUUAGAAGGUCCCAUCUCUCCAUUGAAAGUAGUGGAGGUGGGAGCAGCAGCCGGCUACACCCGAUAAAAACUUGGUGAUAUGUCAGGGCACUUCUGGCACCUUAAUCACUGCAGCGAGUUGUUCUCUGCAUGUAUUUGAUAAUGGAUUAAGUAAUACAGUUGCAUUAAUACAAAUCUCUUAAUGAUGAUUAUCUCUGUACAUUGAUCUUUCUUGUCUUCAAAGCAAAACUAUUGCCAACCACUGAGAUUGGAUCUUAAUUUUGUUUGUGUUUAUUUUAUUUUUUUCUUCAUUCUUUGUGUUCGCCUUCCAAACACAACUAACAGGAUGAGGUGCGCAUGCAGAGAGUGAGUAAGCGUGUUCACACGUUGGAGGAGGUGAAUAACAAUGUGAAGCUGUUACAGGAAAUGCUGAUACAUUACAGCAAAGAGGAGUCAUCAGAGGGAGACAAGGAGCUUAUGAAGGUGAGAUCUGUGUGGUUUAUCUUAGUAACAAGGAGGAUAUACUUGUGGGCUUGGCUGGAAAAACUGAUGGAAUUUUAAUUCUUAGAUGAUGCAGUUGGAGAAGAGGAAUUGAAUCGGGUUAGUGAGGUGCUAGAGAAAGGUGUUACUUUUAAGAACAACAGUCACCUCAAAAAAUAUAUAAUCCUUUUGUCGAGUAUUGAAAGAGAAUCGUAUAUUUAAAAGAAGUAAAUGUAGAAUAUGACAGGACCAUUCUGCCAUAUACAUUCAUCUUGGGUCAGAAAGUGUUUGAAAACAGUUAGUCAGUCUCUAUGGUCUUCCCUGCUAGUAGUGUAUUUAGGAUUUGUGGUGCCCUAGGCAGGACCGUGCCCAGACACCCACUGACAGACACACACACUCAUUGACAGACACACACUCUCAUAUACACUGACAAACAAUGACAUACACACUCACUGAUUUGACACACUGACAGACGCACGCACACAUGCACUCACUGACCGACUUAACACACACAUUCACUGACCGACAAACACACACUCUCACUGACCGACACACACAUUCACUUAGACACACUCACAGACAGAUUCACUGACCAACUCACCAACACAUUCACUCACACACACAUUCACUCACAGACACACACAUUUCCACCAACAGUCACAAAUUAUUAUUUUUUAAAUCCACCCAGCCUCCCUAGAAGAGCUGGAGUGGAUUACUAACCUGCGGUCCAGUGGGGCUGCUGGUCAGGCAGGCAGGGGCAGACAAGCAGAGUAGACGGCGAGGGAGCUUUAACUUUCCUGCUCAGCUCCCUCGCGCGCCGCUUAGUGAUGCCGGGAGCCGAAGUGAUGUCAUGUUCCGGCUCCCAGCUUCAUUAAGCGGCACGCGAGGGAGCUGAGCAGGAAGAGCUCAGGUGCGCAUGCUCCCUCGCUGCCCGCCUCGGCGGGCUCAGAAGUGCCCCCCAGGACAUGAGGCAAACAAAGGAUCUUCCUGGGCGUUUGGGGGCAGCUUUUUUUUUUGCAAAGUGCCACCCAAGGCAAAUGCCUUGUUUGCCUUGUGUAAGAUACGUCCCUGUUCCCUGCUCUAUGGUCCUUUGUAGUUUUUAAUCCAUGAAGUUAACAGGUUUCUACUGUAUUCCCAAACUGAACGAUUGCAGGAUAUUAACAUAGAUUUCACAGUUGUUUUUUAUUUGAGCCAUGUUGAAAGGCACUGUUAAUAAAACUGCACUAUUCAAAAUACAGAACCAUCAACGCUUCACUAUACUGGUACUUUAAGUAGUCAUUUUGAUAUUGAUUUUGAAAAUGCCUUUGCGUGAAUUGAUAAAAGAAUUCACGGGAGGUUUUUAGAAGACAUUUAGCAGUAGAAACACUCGUGAAUGCAGCCACCUCCUUGGGUUGCUUUUAUAGCAGAGAUGGUUUGUUAAUUCUGGGCUUUCUGACCGCAAUCUGUUUGAUCCCAAAAGAAGAGAACAAGAUACUGAAUAUCUUCAUGGCAACGUCUAAUUUUAAAAUUCAAAGAUCAGCUUGCGGAAGGGUAGUUAAGUAUCGUGCUUUAAGUCAUUGUUAUACUAUGAUUUAUAUUAGAAUGGAACGUGAAGUACAGGGAAUGAGAAUAUCAAGAAAUACACGGGUGGGAAAAUGUCUCAGGAUGGUCAGGUAAAGGUUAAACCACUAAUGAUUUGUAGCUAUUGGGCUGUGACACUAUUUUAAGGGAAAGCGGUUAAACGCAUAUCAGUGCUUGUGGGGAUGAUUCUAAGUCUCAUUUACAGUAGUGGGUUUUGGGUGGGUGGGCAGUUUAAGGUUGGAAAUACAGUUGAUUUUAAUCAAUGGCCAAUUUUUACCUCCUGUGUCUUCAGGAGCUGUUUGAGAGGUGCGAAACCAAGAGGCUCACCUUAUUCAAAAUGGCCAGUGAAACCGAGGAUAAUGACAGUAGCCUGGGUAUGAAAUCCUUGCAGAAUUUGGAACUCUAUACUAGAACAUCACAAGAAGCAUUAAAACCCUCUGGUCAAUAUUUAGCUUCAUUAUCUGUCCCAUACGAGAAAUGCAUUUCUCUCCUUAGCUUAUUCAUAUCACCCACCAUCCUCCCCAUAUAAUGUUCCCUUAACAUUUCUCCAUGCCUUUACCUCAUUGCCUUCUUACCAUUUCCCUAUGUCGUUAUGGUUUACGGAGCUGCUCACGUGCCCUUAGAAUGUUGCCACAUUAUGUUUCUAUGUGUAUUUAUAUGACCUGUUAUGUGCCUACUGUGCAUGCGUAGGAAUCUUGCUCUCUGCGUCCUAGCGUGCGUGAUUAUUGAUGAAUCAUUAUGUCACAUUCAGGGGACAUUCUACAAGCAAGCGACAACUUAUCGCGUGUCAUCAACCUGUACAAGAAAGUUGUAGAAGGUCAAGACAUCAAUGGAGAAUUGGAGCUUCCAGAUAUAUCUGACAGUAAUGAUCCUUCUUCCUAUAUUUCUACCAUACGCUAAGCAUUUAUGGCCCCUGUUCUUACUACACUAGCCCAUCCCUUUCUUUUGUCUUUACCUUUGUUCCUUUCUGCUACCCAUUACAAUAGCAUUUAUAUUAAUGGGUAGCAGAAACGAAGAGUUGAAGACAUCUGUUCUGGGGUCUGUUGGUUUACCAGUAUAGAAAACUUUAGUAUGGCAUUUUUUUCUGAGUUUGUUUUAAGACUUUUUGUUGGAAUGUGCUAUUGCCUUCUGAAACUCUAUUCUUUAUCACACAGAGUCUUCCUCCAAUAAGGACAUACCCACCCUCAUUGAUCUCGGAGGAUUUGAAGCCCCCAGCCCACCGGUGGAGCCAGUUCCCGUAAUGCCAGCACAGCCACAGCAGCUGCCAGCUAUUAUUCCCAUCCUUCCCCCACCUCCUCUACUCCCAACACAUACAGGCAGCCAGUCGUCUCACACAGAUAAUGCUUUAAUUCAGAUGAACAGUAUUUCCAGCUCUGUUUGUCUGCUAGAUGAGGAGUUGUUGUUUUUAGGUAAGAACCCGACUAUUGUCCUUUUAAUUAUUCCUGCAUAAUGUUACCUUCAGCCUUUAGAAAGGUGUUGAGAUUUGGUUCUACUGUGUUAGCUUAAUGAAACCGAUUCUGGUACAGCUUUGUCCAGUUAGCUUCAAUUACUCCUCACUCAUCCACAGGUCUAGAAGAUUCAUCUAUAAAUGAGACUUUAGAAGGGACUUCGGGUUCCAAAAGUGAUAUGUUGCAGGUAUGAGUCUGUCUGUCUGUCUUUGUGAUGCACUCAAUAAAAUCACAUGAAGGUAUUCAACGCAUGAGCAGUGGAGAAGUAAUGAAGCAUUAAACAAGGUUACAGAAAACCUAGGCUGGCCACAGUCUGAAACUAGACUCGGAAAGGCUUAAAGGGACACUACAGUCACUAAAACAACUUGAAUUUAAUGGAGCAGUUUUAGUGUAUAGACCAUGCCUAUAAAGUCUCACUGCUCAAUUCUCUGCCAUUUAGGACAUAAAUUAUUGUUUUUGUUUGUGCAGCCCUAGCCACACCUCCCCUGGCUGUAACUGACACAGUCUGCAUUAAAACAAAAUGUUUUUUGUUUUCUUCUCCUGCUCUAUAAAAUUAACUUUAAUCACACACAGGAAGAAACUUCAUGGUCUAGCAAGCUAUUAAACGUGCAGGAGAUAAGAAACUUUAAAUUAAACAGUCUGUACAAUAAAGGAAGUAUAAAAAAUAGAUCUCGAGGGGCAGAGCCUGGCAGCCACGCUGAGCGGUUGCACAUUACACAAUGUCCAAGCCAUAGUGCUCAUAUACAGCCAAAAUCCAUGGCGGCAACAAGCAACAGAAUCUUCGACAGAAAUCGGCAGCUUCUUUCCGGAGAUUGACCUGAGGCCUACAGAGGGCAAAUCCAGAUGGCAAGGGAGAGGUGGCCGAUCCCUUAGCUGCUGCAGCCUUCUCAGCUGGAGGUCUCGCCGGCAUACUCUUCUCCCCCCCCUUCCCUGCCGGUUUGGGAUAUCCCAGCAAACAUAACCUGCGGCUCAGCAACAAAACAUUGCCGAACAAGCAACACGUGCAACUCCACGUCCAGCUCUCCGCUGCCCUGUAUCAGAGAGGCUUGAUCGCCUACUAACCGACUUCUGGGCCAAACUCACUCUUCGUAGGAGCACUUCUGAGGUGAAACCACCGCCAAAAAUCCCACAGGACGUCGUGCAGCAGCCAGAAACUCCUGGAUGGGGCCAUGACGCGGCUCGAAUAGUGGGGAGGAGAAGGCAAGUGACCCGAUGAAAACCUCUACACCACAAAAUCAGACCAGCGGUAUGCCGACCUACCCAGAGAGUAUCCCCUCCUGGAGACCACCAUUCCACCUGGGAGACUACACUAUACAGGGGGACCUCGAGCUCUAGCAGCACUGAGACUGCCAUGAGACUGACACAACAGGUUCUCAGGAGUGCACCUGGGACUGGCGGGGUGCUAACAUCGGAGACCCAAGCCAUAAACUACACACCCAGCAACAUCCUCCAUACGUCAGGCGUAGGUUGAAAAACUUGAACCCAAUGCCAUUGUAAAGUAAGCUCCAUAUUGUGCAGUAUAUGGCUCUAUGUGUUACACUGCUCACAGUCUCUUAACCUACAUCACUUCUACUGUUUGAGCACCAUUCUGCACCUUUUCUUAUUAUUUCACGCGCAGAGCAAUUCCAUAGCACACCUUAUGCCGAUUUCUCUACCUCUCUAUUACCCUUGUGCAGUCCCAUGCUGUUCAGUACCAGUAUAAUCCCAGCUUGUUGGCUAUUGUUAGGUGAUAUCUGUCCACUUACAUGUCUAACUCUUUCAUCUCGUUGCAAGGUCAAUAUGCACGACCUUUAUUUUCACUACUCAACUACUGUUUUCAGGUGAAUAAGCAUGUUAUCAUUACAAAAAAUGAGUGCAGCACAUCUUGACCUUAUCUGUUUACAUACUAUCAUUAUGCAUCUUGUACUUUUCACUGCACUCCUAAAAUAAAGAAUUUAAAAAAAAUUAGAUCUCUCUUUACAGGAAGUGUUUAGGAAGGCUGUGUAAGUCACAUGCAAGGAGGUGUGGCUAGGGCUGCAUAAACAAAUUGAUUUAACUCCUAAAUGGCAGAUAAUUGAGCAGUGAGACUGCAGGGGCAUGAUCUUUACACCAAAACGGCUUCAUUAAACUAAAGUUGGUUUGGUGCCUAUAGUGCCUCUUUAAAGAGGAACUGUUGUAUUGUUAAUAUAAUGUUUACAUAUCCUUUGUAUCUAACAAAUAUGUAAUUGUGCCGGCUGAAAAAUGAAAUGGCGAAAUACAUCUUGGAACUGAGUGCCUACAUUUUGACUGUCAAUCACUGUUAAAAGCCCUGUAGUUUGCACCUGUAAAAGUUGUAAACAUCUCCUACUCUAAUAUAAUGUGUGCCCUGGCUGUGCCAGGACUGAACAUGUGUGUUGUGGGUGUAUAGCUUUCAAGGCAAGACCAUUCACCAAUGAAGAUUUAAGCUUUAAAACUGUAUACCAGAUAAAAUGUGCAGUUUACAUCUGCCAAGUAGCUUUCUUGCCAUAUGAUAGACCAGCUUUGUGUCUCCCUCUAGUGGUUCUAACUGUGUAUGACUCCAACUCUGUCUGUGCAUAUAUUAUUUGCUCUGUGCUGCCUUGUUUCCUUGAUUUUCACUCAAUCCAUUUUUUCAUAGGGGGAUAAGGGGGAACUGGACUUCUUUGCUGGACCUCCUUUGUCCUCUUCAAAUGUUACUGCCUUGGAGACACAAUCAUUACAGCCACUGUGUGCAUCCACGGUGGCAUCGCAAUCCUCAGUGUAUUCCCCUUUGUUCUCUACUGCUACUUCAGGACCACCGCCCGUCCCACCAGGUAGCUUUCCUUCUGGGGGGAUUGCCUUGCAUGAGCUGGAAAUGUUAGGUGCACAGCUACUUGAGGAGGCCAAAAGGUAAGCGUUGUUUAGUAUACACAUUUAAUUUUCUUAUUUCUUCCAGUUCAAUAUGUCAAUAAUACAUAUUCAGCGGUAAAUGAAUGAUUAGUGUUACCAUAAAUCUUUCUUGUGCUCAAUUUAUUUCAUUUUCAGCUCAUCCAGUAAACCUACGUCUUCACCUGUUGGUUUAAGCACCUUGCCGGCCUCCGCUCCUGCAAACCCUCCAAAUUCCGUGUCUGCUGCCCCCUAUUCGCUUCCUUUGGCUCCUGGUAGCCCCCUCUUUUCCUCACAGCUGCAGGGCAGCCCCCAGAAAGGACCAGUUAUCUCCUUAGCAAAUGUGAACGUUCCAUUGGAAUCAAUCAAACCCAGUGAGUUGAUCGUGCAGGUUAUUAUAAACAUUCACCCAGCACAGCAAUAGAAGCACACUAUUAGCCAGAAUUCUUACACAAAACCAACAUUUUUAUAAACAUCAGCAGCUUUCAUUGCAGGUUUCUCAUGAGACAUGAGAUGAUUUGAAACAACUAGUAAGGGAUGGCUGAUUUAUGCAUUUAAAUAUAUUUGGACUAAAAUGUCAUUGUACAGACUUUAACGGAAGUAUAAUUGUAGUCUUGAUACACAUUCUCUAAUCUUACUAAUAUUGUGGUCAAUAAUAUUAAUAAGCCCAAAUACUAAUAUAUGCUGCUACCCCUGUAGGUACCAUCUUACCUGUCACUGCGUAUGACAAGAAUGGAUUCCGAAUCCUGCUGCAUUUUGCCAAGGAGUGUCCCCCCGCUCGCCCUGAUGUCCUGGUGGUAGUAAUAUCUAUGCUUAACACGGCGCCCUUGCCAAUCCAGAACAUUCUCCUGCAGGCUGCUGUACCCAAAGUGAGCAGGUCAACCACCUGAAACUUGUCUUGGUGCAAGUUUUGCUAGGGGUAACAGUUUUUGUUAUUUGUAAUUUCAGACAAUGAAGGUGAAGUUGCAACCUCCGUCUGGCACAGAGAUGUUACCUUUUAAUCCCAUUCAGCCUCCUGCGGCCAUUACACAAGUCAUGCUGCUGGCAAACCCUCUGAAGGUAAUGUGUGAAGAUGGAGGGUAAUAAGGAAAUUAAGUGUCCUAAGAUUCAUUUAAAAAAAAAUCCUAACUUUUAAAACUCUAAUUGCAAACUCUUGGUACUUUCAUAGAUAAGUAAAAUAAUGCUACACUUUUGCAUUGUUGUAGAUACACUAUUUUGUGAUCUGUACAUUUCUUGGCCUGUACGUAGUGAAGGUUAAUGGGAGUGCACUGUGUAAUAUACUAUACUUUAGUGACCGUCUUCAUAUUUUCUUUUCUACUUUAGGAAAAAGUCCGUCUCCGGUACAAGCUGUCUUUUACGCUAGGGGAGGAGUCCUACACGGAGGUGGGCGAAGUAGACCAGUUUCCAGAACCUGAUCAGUGGGGGAAGCUAUGACCCAGAUUCCGUUGUAAAUCUAGUCCCAUGACAAGGAACCGGAGGUGACAUCACCUUGAAGUUCAGAUUGUUUACACGUCUUGUCUGCACUGUGUCUGUUUGAAGGAUAAACUGAACUCAAACCAAUAGAUAAGAGACCCUCAAUGCACUUUAAUCUGACUUUCUUGAGUGGACCAUUUCCUGAUGCGUACAACCUGUAUAGCAGGCAUGUCAAAAUGUGGACCCUCCUCCUCUCUUUUAUUUUUUUUAUUUUAUUUUUUUUGUGUCUUGCAGAUUCUUUCAUUUUCAUGACAAUUAACCCACUCCAAAUUUGUAAGUACAUUUGAAUCAAAGAACUGCAUUGUGGCCCCCAACAAAUAUUUAGGAGACAGACCGACUCCUGUGAUAUUUCAGCCCUGCAUUUAUUUAUGUACAAAACCUAAAUAUUUUCACAUAUAUACUCUUUGUGACCUUCUGAGCCAGAGGUUAGAGGCAGACAAAGAGUGGAUAGUGAAUAGGUAAAAAGUUAAACAUACCCACUUUAUAACUGCAGUUUUCUUGAUCAGCCUCAACGUAAUGACUUGUGGUCAGAGGAUUAAUGGCCAUUGUAAUUUUAUAUUCUAGACAGUAUUAUUAGAAUAGUUAUGGAUUUAUUAAAUUUGGAAUACGUGUGCAUCUAGACAUCAUGUAGUUAUGAGCCCUUCCAUAAGAGGUGAACAAAACAUGUCGACCUGUCUGUUCAAUGUUCAUAUGCUUGGCAGAUAAGCUAUAUUUCUGUGAUAUAAUUCAUUGUAAGAAACUGGAUUCUAAAGGAUGUUUAAAACACUGUGAGAUUCUUGGCCAUGUUAGGCUAGGCAGAGAAGAUAUAUUCUGUGACUUCAGAUCCCAUGAUAUUUUCCAGUGUUAGAAAAUAGAUCAGGCAAAACACUGCGACAUUCACGGUCUAAAAAGACCAACACACUAAGAGACAAAUUGUAAUCACAACUCAGAAGAUGUUAGAGGGCUUUAGGUCUGCGUGCUCUACAGAGCUUUUCUUACAUAAAAUAGACAACAAAAAAAAGAAAAGUGUGUGUAUAAGCAUAUAAACAUGCAUAGUAUGUAGAGGGCAUUGUUCCUCUGUAUUAAUGUUGUGAAAAAAGUCAUUGUUUCCUAGAUGCAGCCUUUAGAUAUCUUUCCGAUGUGCUUAAUUGUAUCUUGUACAUUCUUACAACCAUCUUCCUUUUAUCGGCCUUGUUCAUUAGACUUAAUAAAUGCAGUGCCAAUAUGCUGUCCUGUGCAGAUACACAGCUCUAUUCCUCUUCUCAUGGUAAGACCAGAAGUCCCUCUAUAUCUAAACUGAUUUUAUGUAUUUUAUCUGUUUAUGCACACUUUAUCUUUUGUCGGUCUUUAGGCUAGCCAAUGGCGGGGGAUUAUAAGCAGUAGUUCUUAUUUCCAUGUCAGUGUUAUUUUUUCCUAGUUUGGUCCCCAUUAAAGGAACACUCCAAGCACCAUAAACACUACAGAGUGCUGAAGUGGUUCUGGUAUCAAGAGUACAGUUGUGCUAUUGUUCCAUCUUGAAGGAACACUCCUGUGUGGACUUUUAGCAUCCAUUUUUGUAAUGCUUAUAAAGUCUAUUUUACUAGCAUGCAAUUCUUGGAAUACUUUCGAAAUCUCUCCAUUUUUUUUUCAUGCUGUGAAUAUGAUCCGAUGUCAGUUUAAUUCUGAAAACACCCGCAGGUUUAGCAAUUUAAGGCACACAUCAGUCCAUAGAAUUGAGGGACCCCAUUGCAUUUAGAGUUGGUGCUCUAGCGUUUUAGACCAAACUCAACUUGAAUCUCCUCCCUCACCCCCAACUAGAUUCCAGACAAUCUUUUAGAGUUGCAGAUAAAUGGAUUGCUAUAUUCAAACAUAAAACUGUAAAAAAUAAAUAAAAAAAAUACAGUAUAGAGGUUAAACAAAUACAAGGCCAUUGAAUGCAAGCGGAAUGUUCGCAAAAUACAUUGAUAUAAUGGUUGUGUGUGUGUGUACGGGGUGAGGGAGGAAUCCUCAUAUUAACGUGGACUUCAGUAAUGAGUUAGUAAUACGGAAGGGCGGCCGACAAGUCCUGUAAUUUAUGUUGUGUAAAAAUGUAUUGUCACAAACUGCAGAACUGAAGUGAGAGUAUCUUUUAAAUGCUGGCGCUUGCAUGUUGAAUAAAUAUUUUGUCUCAUAUAAAGCAUUGCGUGUUACUUCCUUCCUUAACAGGGAUCCACGCAAUAUAAAUAAUGUGUAAAGGGGUAUGGAAAAAGUCUGUCAGAAAUGAAUUCAAAACGGGGAGACAUUUAUAUAAAUUGUGCACACUCUUUGUUAAUUCUUCUUAAAUCAAAACUUUCUAUGCAGUUUAUUUUAACGUGUUGUGAAGCAGGGAUUUAUGGUUUAAUCUAUUGGAUCAGGCACUACACUGGGAGCAUAUGUUCCUUUCUUUCCUGCAUUCAGUUGGUUAGUCAAAGUGUUGGCUUAUUUCAAUUACCAUGGUGGGAAAAUGGCUAGUAAAUGCCUCAGUUUCAUGGAGUUUGAGACUCCUUUAUCUCUUCCCUCAUAUAG